AUGGCACUUCAAUUCAUGCAAAAUAUGAAGAAUUCCCUCCUCGGAAUACUGGCUGAUAUCAACUGGGAUGGCUCUACCCCUCGUUUGAUCAAGUAUCGAGCCCCGCAGAAGAGGGACGACUCCCAGCCUUCAUUGAAUAGCCUGGGAAAUGAGCUGAUUGUCAUCAUCUUCGACAUGGUCUGUACCGAAAGUCCAAAAUCUAUGAAGAACCUCGCACUGGUUAGUUCGCACUACUACCAUGCAGCGCGGUAUUAUCAGCAUCGAGAGAUAUGCCUCGAUAUAUCAGAGAGCAACAAAGAGCGACUUCAACAGCGGCUUGCAUCUAUCGUGAAAGGUGGACUUUCGCCAGCUAUUCGACGCAUUAACGUGCGAGGUGACGAGUAUGGGGAAAACGUCGAUGCCGUAGUUCAGCUCCUGCAAAAAACCACUGGGCUAAGGGACCUGGAGUGGAUGAACAAUGGCCCUCCCGUUUCGUCAAUCGGUGUUCCUGAGCAGGUCAUUGCCGCCCUUCGCCCCAAGAAGAUGGUGCGCCUCCGUACUACUCUCGGACAAGAAAUAGCCGUGCCUCUUAAGCCGAUUCCUACAUUCACUUCGCCUCUCCAAUUAACCGGGAGUGAGAAUCUGUAUUCGCUUAGGAUGUGCUUGACUUUCCAUAGAGAUGAAAACACCAGCAAGAUGAACCAGAUUUUGAAGCAGAUACUUUUGUCGAGCCCCAAUGUUCGCAAGCUUGCCAUUGACCUCGGCUCUCGGAAUCUCGGUCGUGUUAUACGCCCGUUACGCAGAUAUUUCGGCCUUGGGUUCGUGAACGGCGAGCGACCUCCAGCGCUAGAAGAGCUGGAGCUGCAUCAUUAUAUUUUUGGGAAUGGAAAACUGUCCGGAGAUGAAAAGGGACGACGUGGAAGUUGUAUUGGUUAUCCUGGAAAGGGUCUCGAGAUGGAUUACUGGGUCGAGACAUUUGACUGGUCUAUGUUAAGAAAGCUACAGACCGACAGCUGGGACUUUGCCUUGAAGUUGGCACCAAAGCUAAUUUCGCUUGACGAGGCCUCGUUUGGACAAGACACGCAACGGAGUAAAUUUUCGGAAUUUUAUAGGGCGGUUCCCAAUACUCUCAGUACCGUCCGACUCCCCAAAGUUGCUUCACUAGGGGUGGAGGGAAUUGUUGAACACGCUUCUAAACUGAAAAUUCUUCAUAUUCAUCAAGAACCGAUAGCCAUUUGGGGACAGUUAAGCAUUUGGGCGGAAGAAACUAUCGACGCACCAUCCCUGCUUAAAAUUCAACAGGAAUGCCCUCUAAUUGAGGAGCUGGCGCUUGAUAUCAAAAGGCAAGAUGAUUGGCCGUACGAUAUUCUCGAUAUCUUGGCAGGGUUCCCGAAACUACGAAGCUUGACAAUAUGGUUUGAACUGUGCUCGUAUAAUCCCGCGGAGUUCAUUCAUGAACCCACGGAAUUCAUUCAGCCCCCUUUGACCUACUCUGCUGUCGAGGAACUUUUCAUCUAUAUCCGUUCGAAGCGUCCCUUAAGCUUUCCGCCGCUGAAAGAGUUAAAGUUCCAGUGCGGGACCGCAAGUUUAGGGCCGACCCUCAACCGAUCUUAUCGGCCAACACCGAACAUCUCUACUUACGUCUGCCAGCCCUCUGAGAGAUAUGAAGAAGCGGCCGAUGGCAUGUUCAGGAUCACCUGUCUUGAAUUAACUGAGGAUGAGAAUGCAGUUUUGGAAAGGAUGAGGUACGACGCCGAGGCGGCCCCGGUCGACUUAAGCUCCGGCUUAAGAGUUGCGAUCCAUGGGCCGUAUUUAGAUGAGCCACCCUAUGAUCUAUUUUCAACUAGACUAGGUGAGUCUCGGAAAAACAAGGCCGCAACACCUGGUUUCUUCUUUCCUCGACCUUCUGUUACAGGUAGCAAUAGUCAAAACCCAUGA
Messenger RNA from Clonostachys rhizophaga, 1917 nucleotides. The record is from the annotation of a GenBank genome assembly. NCBI's taxonomy places the organism in Eukaryota, Fungi, Ascomycota, Sordariomycetes, Hypocreales, Bionectriaceae.